Molecule: messenger RNA, 2310 nt
Organism: Stegastes partitus (bicolor damselfish)
Lineage: Eukaryota; Metazoa; Chordata; Actinopteri; Pomacentridae
Gene: slc2a15b
Product: solute carrier family 2 member 15b
Exons: 12
Coding region: 1-1542 (513 amino acids)
Biological process (GO): dehydroascorbic acid transport
Cellular component (GO): plasma membrane
Molecular function (GO): D-glucose transmembrane transporter activity
Source: RefSeq, a predicted model, not a curated record
AUGGCAGAAGAACUGUUACUGGAAAACGAUGGGAAACACAGCGGGCAUCUCACAAGGUCACUGCUGGCGGUGGCUUUCCUGUCCUCAUUUGGCAGCUCCAUGCUCUAUGGAUACAACCUGGCUGUUGUUAACUCUCCUGCUCAGUACAUCAAAGAGUUCUACAAUGAGACGUUGAUAGAGACAUAUGACUUUGCUCCACAUGAGGAACUUCUCACUGUCUUGUACUCGCUCACUGUGUCAAUCUUUGCCAUUGGUGGGAUGACCGGAGCUCUGCUAGUGGGCAGACUAGUGACCAAAUUUGGAAGGAAAGGGACGCUGGUCAAAUCCACUGGUCUGGUGUUUAUCGGAGGAGCUCUGAUGGGCUUCAGCAGAUGGUGCAGAAAUCCUGUGAUGAUCAUCAUCGGACGCUUCAUCACAGGAAUCCAUUCAGGGAUUUCUCUCAGCGUGGUACCAUUGUACCUUGGUGAGAUUGCCCCGAAGAACCUGCGAGGCUUCCUGGGCCUCGUUCCCAGCAUCCACAUUUGUCUUGGAGUAUUCAUCGCUCAGGUCCUGGGCCUCUCUGAGCUGCUGGGAAAGGAAGAGCACUGGCCCCUGCUCCUGUCCCUUGUGGUGUUUCCUACCAUAAUCCAGCUGAUGCUGUUGCCAUGGUUUCCAGAGAGUCCACGGUACCUGCUGAUAGAGAAGGGAAACGUGCACGCCACCAUCACAGCCCUGAAGUGGUUCCGCACUAAAGGAAACAUCCAGGCUGAGGUUGAGGAGAUGCAGGAGGAGCAGCGUUCUCUGUCCUCCAUCCACACCCUCUCUGUCCGCAACCUGCUCAUGGACCGCUGCGUCCGCUGGCAGGUCAUCACCAUUGCGGUGGUCAACAUCGGCAUGCAACUGUCUGGAAUUGAUGCGAUCUGGUUCUACACAAAUGACAUAUUUAAGAAUGCAGGAAUCCCAGAACCUCAUAUUCAGUACACAACAGUAGGAACUGGUGCCAUCGAGGUCAUCUCAGGGAUGCUAGGGUGUUUCACGAUCGAGCGUCUGGGCAGAAGACCUCUGAUGAUCGGUGGCUUCCUCUUCAUGGGACUCUGCUGUGCUGGAAUCACUGUGUCCGUCCUCUUCCAGGCGCAGCUGUCCUUCAUGCGCUACAUCAGUGUGGGCUGUGUUGUCGGAAUUAUUGCCGGCUUCUGCAUAGGUCCAGCUGGUGUUCCUUUCCUCAUCACUGCAGAGCUGUUUAAGCAGUCGCACCGUCCGGCUGCCUACACCGUUGCCGGAUGCCUCAACUGGUUGUCCAACUUCACCAUCGGCUUUGUCUUUCCCUUCCUAGAGAUAGCCACAGGUCCUUACUGUUACCUGAUCUUCUGUGCGAUCUGCUUGGGAGUGGCCCUCUACACCAUCUUCAUCAUCCCGGAGACCAAGAACAAAACCUUCAUGGAGAUCAGCCAGAUGUUCGCCGCCAAGAACAACAUCCCGGAAGAAGAGCUGACGUCCAGUGCUCAUCUGAAAAUGGCUAUGAUGAACGGCUACGGAGCCCUCGGCCAGCAUGACGAAAGAUAAGAGCGUUAAUGAUGUAUAAAGGGAGGGGGAAAGUUGCCACCAGAGAUCUGCUGCUUCACGUCCAAUGCACACACAAUGCACACAGCCAUACACUCAAAAUGAAAUAUCUCUUUUCACACACAAAUUAACAGGCCAUUUUUAGUCUCCUGCACAUUAUGCGAGACAGAAUUCACACAGUCAUGCGUUUCAAAUCAGCCAUCAGUCACAUUUAAAUCCAUGUCUCAGAGUCGGAAAGGGUUUUUAUGGGAGCCAAGUUGGCUUCUCACAGAAGUUUCUACGCUCUUAAUUCUUUUGAACACAUCUCAUGAUCAUUUAAUUGUCCACAUUCAGUGUUGUCCUCUUGUUGCUCACUACAGAAUGAAUGUUUAUUUAAUUGACAUAGCAACAACCCACCUGAUGCAGUGCUUCCUUUGGCUUACCAGCGGAAGCUAUGGAAGCCAAAAGUCACAAGACAUCAUGCAAAUAAACCAAUAUUUACUAUUAAUGUACAGUUCAAGAUGAAUUCAUCGACAACAUACUUGUUUUAUGUUGUCUUUCUUGUUGUCUUCACCGAUUUUUGUGUCUCUUUUUAUGCAAGAGAGCUGGAUAUUGUGGCUACUGUAGUAGUCAUUUCAUGUGUCUUAUCCAAACAUAUGCACAUGUAUACAAAUAUUUAUCACAAGUUUGUUCAUUUAUUAUUUUUAAACUACUGUAGACGACUUUGACUAAUAUAUGGUGGAGAUAUUAAUAUAAAUGAAGAUGCUCCAAAAUAAAGGUGUUUUAAUGUGA